Molecule: messenger RNA, 7916 nt
Organism: Python bivittatus (Burmese python)
Lineage: Eukaryota; Metazoa; Chordata; Lepidosauria; Squamata; Pythonidae
Source: RefSeq, a predicted model, not a curated record
AUGACAACUGAAAAGAGUUUAGUGGCAGAGUCUGAGACUCCUAAGCAGCAGCCCCCAAAAGAAGAGGAGGUAGCUGCUGAAACGGGUACACAGGAAUCUUUUGUGGAGAAAGCACCUGAGGGUGAUAAUCAAUCAAAGAAGAAGCUGAAAGCAUCCAAUGGUGACACGCCCACCCGAGAGGACCAGAGUAAAAACAAAGAAUGCAGUUCUGAAAAUCGUGGCUUGUCACGCCUAUUUUCAUCAUUCCUCAAGAGGCCAAAAUCUCAGGUAUCAGAGGAAGAAGCCAACGAGGCAGGGACAAAAGAACUUGGUGAAGAAGGCCAGAAAGAGACUGAUAUAGAAGCUGAUCUCAAUGAAGAGAUUCUGCUGAAAGCCCCAAUAGCAGCUCCUGAACCUGAACUUAGGACUGAUCCAUCUUUAGAUCUUCACUCACUCAGCAGUGCAGAAACUCAGCCUGCUCAAGAGGAUAGGAGAGAAGAUCAGGAUCAAGAUCAAGAUCCAGAGAACAGAGAUCUUGAAAUUAAGAAAGAGAGAGAGCAGGCAGAGUGCUCCAGUACAGGUGGAAAAAAAGAAAACAUCAAGGGGAAGGUAGAAAAAGAAUUAAAGAGUGCCCAAAAAACAGUAAGACGACUCCGGAAUAGCAUGCACUGCAAGAUCACUUUAUUGGAUGAUGCAAUUUUUGAGUGUUCUGUGGAUAAACAUGCCAAAGGACAAGAUCUUCUUAAGAAAGUAUGUGAUCAUCUCAACCUUUUGGAAGAAGACUAUUUUGGACUGGCCAUAUGGGAUACCCCAACAUCUAAGGUAUGGUUAGAUGCUGCCAAAGAGAUCAAAAAACAGGUCCAUGGAGGUCCAUGGAUUUUCACUUUUAAUGUCAAGUUUUAUCCUCCAGACCCAGCACAGUUAACAGAGGAUAUAACAAGGUAUUAUUUGUGUCUCCAGCUAAGAAAAGAUAUUAUUACUGGGCGGCUUCCUUGCUCCUUUGCUACGUUAGCUUUGCUAGGUUCCUACACAAUCCAAUCUGAACUAGGAGACUAUGACAUCGAUCUACAUGGUGCAGAUUACGUCAGUGAAUUUAAGCUGGCCCCAAAUCAGACAAAAGAACUAGAAGACAAGGUCACGGAAUUGCAUAAAACAUACAAAUCUAUGAGUCCAGCUCAAGCUGAUAUGGAAUUUCUUGAGAAUGCUAAAAAGCUGUCUAUGUAUGGAGUUGAUCUUCAUCAAGCCAAGGACUUGGAAGGUGUGGACAUCACACUAGGAGUCUGUUCCAGUGGUCUUCUUGUCUAUAAAGAUAAAUUGAGAAUCAACCGUUUUCCUUGGCCCAAAGUGUUAAAGAUUUCUUACAAGCGCAGCAGCUUUUUUAUCAAGAUCCGGCCUGGCGAGCAUGAACAAUAUGAAAGUACUAUUGGAUUCAAACUUCCUAGUUAUCGGGCAGCUAAGAAAUUAUGGAAAGUCUGUGUUGAGCAUCACACAUUUUUCAGACUAACAUCAACCGAAGCACUUCCCAAGAGUAGAUUCUUGGUGCUGGGAUCUAAAUUUCGCUACAGUGGUCGGACGCAAGCUCAGACCAGGCAAGCUAGUGCUCUGAUAGAUAGACCUGCACCACAGUUUGAACGGACUGCAAGUAAACGUGCUUCUAGAAGCCUUGAUGGUGCUAAACGUGGCUCUCAAAAAAUUCAGUUCAAACCCGUAGAGGAGGAGAAGCAGGAGGAUGUGGUGUUGGUUGGGGUUCCGGAAUCAGAACCUGUGGAACAAUUUCAGGAGAAGCCAGCUAUACAUGUUCUUGACAUAAGCACAAAAAAAGAAGAGGAGAAAGAAGAAAAAUCAGUUGUACAGGAUCUAGAGCCAAAAUCGCUAUUACUUGAAACAAUUCAGGAAGAGUCAGCAGUAGCAGUGGUUACACCUGAUAGAAGCCCACGGCCUACAUCUGCACCAGCUAUUGCUCAGAGCCAUGUUACUGAGCCAACCCCACCAGAUGCAUCUGACAGCAAGGAACCAGCAGUCCUUAAAACUGAAAAGGAAAUAGUAAAAAAAGAAGUAAAACUUGAAGGAACUCUGCAAGAUAAAGCCAAAACAGAACCAGCUGAAGGAUUCCAGGUGGGGAAAACGCAUAUCAAAAUGUCAAUACCCAGCACAAAUGGUGACCAAAAUCAGCAGCGUGCAGAGAAAGAGGAAGACCCGAUAAGAAUGAGGAAGAAAAGAUCAAAGAGACUAGAUGGUGAAAACAUUUAUAUAAGACAUAGCAAUUUAAUGUUGGAGGAUCUAGAUAAAACUCAAGAAGAAAUAAAGAAACAUCAUGCUAACAUCAGUGAACUGAAGAAAAACUUCAUGGAAUCUGUUCCUGAGCCACGGCCAAGUGAAUGGGACAAGCGCCUCUCUACUCAUUCUCCUUUCAGAACACUUAACAUCAAUGGACAGAUUCCCACAGGAGGAGAAGGAAAUGUGCGUGACUGUCUCUUCAAAGAGGAUGCAGAUGAAGUGACAGAGGGGAAAAAUAUUAUCCCUCACUUUGAAUGGGAGGUUCCAAAGCAUUCAUUAGGCUUUAGCGAGAGCCAAAUGUCAACCACACUGGAGUCUACACAAAUUCGUGAAUCAGACUCUUUUUCAAUAAACAGCAAGGAGCAGAAAGAGAAGGGUGCCACUGCUCUUCUUGAGAGCAAGGAAGAUCUAAGGUGUGAAAAGGGAUUUUACUCAAAUAUGGAAAAGGAAGCUGAGGAUUCAAAACAGGCUGAGGUGGAAAUAUCUGUAGUCCCUGUUUCACCUCCAUUGUACCUCCAUGAGCAAGAGGAGGAAGCCUGUGGUGUUGAAGAAAAAAAAUUAACCAGCAAGCCACUUAGAAAGCUAAAUGGAGAAUAUUACAAUCCAAAUGUUGAUAAUGAAUUUCCUGCUCUCAUUCGCUGUUUCCAGCCCCCCCUUGUGAAAACUCAGACAGUUACCAUCUCUGAUGUGUAUAAUACUGCAAAAAGUGAAAUUCCAACUAAAGAAGUUCCAAUUGUCCACACAGAGACCAAGACUAUAACUUAUGAAGCUGCGCAGACUGAUGAUGGCAAUGGGGAUUUAGAUCCUGGAGUUCUCCUAACUGCUCAGACUAUCACUUCAGAAACCACCAGCAGCACUACAACCACACAGAUAACAAAGACUGUAAAAGGUGGAAUUUCAGAAACACGAAUUGAAAAACGAAUUGUCAUCACAGGAGAUACAGACAUUGAUCAUGAUCAAGUUCUUGUUCAGGCCAUCAAAGAAGCUAAAGAGCAACAUCCAGAUAUGUCUGUGACCAAGGUAGUUGUUCAUCAGGAGACUGAGAUUGCAGAAUAAAUAACAAGAACAGCUAUAUCUAGUUUAUAUCAGGUGAUGCCUGCUUUAUUCUCUGAAGGACACGCAAGAUAUACCAGCAGAACUACAAAGAAACUUCGAACACCAUGACCUCAGACUCGCCAGAUUUACUCUGUCACACAUUCUAUCAUUUCUUGUUAGGAAGUUGUGCUUUUUUGAUGUUUACUCGGGAUUCUCUUUAAUACUCUAGGUCCCUUUUCAUUGUUUUUAAUAUUGUGACCGACAGUUUGCCAUAUUUUACAUGUACUGAUGUGCUUUUUUUAAUCAUUUCAUUUUUUUUUCUUGCAUUUCCUUUUCCUAUGCCAUUUUCUGAAUCUAUUAUGCUGUCAGAAGACUACACAGGGCUUAUCAAAAAAUGUUGCCUUUAAAUGUGAUGCUGUUCACCUUUCUGUUCCUCAAGUAGCUUGCAUUCUCUCCUACCUUUUGAAUAAGUUACUGUGUGGCAUAUCAGUGACUUAGAAGUAGCCCUUCUUGUCAGAAAAAUCACCCUGUGCAAAACUGUAAUUUGAUUUGGUUGAUCUAGAAUAUGUCCAGAGUAUCCUAACCACAGCCUACUUUGCCUGUGGAUUUCCUUGGCUUUUGUGGAUAUGUCCGUUUUAGAUGCUUGAACAUAUCCAGAGGUUGUGGUGUUUAUAUAAGUAAUUCAGUAGUUGCCUAGGUUCAGGGACAGUGGAAGUUGCUUUUUAUACUGUGAAUUGUAGAGCUUUUAAAUGAACUGUGAUAAGGCAUUCAACAUCCCUCUGCCCUUUCCUCGCUCCAUCUUUGCUUUGCUUUACAGCCCUUGGUAGGUGUUCCUUGUCAAUCCUAUCUGCCGUUUAGCCCCAUUAAACUAAGAGUUUAAGAGUAAUAGACUCUGAACACAAUUAAGAUUUAUCCUGUUUUUUUUUCUCCAUAGUCAUUUGUAGGUUUGGGUGGAGGGUUUUGUUUUGUUUUUUGUUUGUUUUUUUGUGCUGAGGGGGCAAGAGGCAAAUAGAUUUAAAAUCUUACCUUUUAAAGGAAAGCUAAACUUAGAGCACUGGCAAUGUAUCUGGAUAAGAGGUAUAAUUCCUAUUCAUUCAUUAAAAACAGUUUGGCAUUCUUUCAUGCAGAUAGUUCAAAGGCAUCAGUCAGAAUAGGGUCUUGUUUCCUCAAUUAAAAGUUAUUUGGAGAGUGAAUGUAUUAAUUUCCAUCAGAUAAUGCUUUUUGCAAGACAGUACGUCGUUCUUCUUCAGGGCAAUCCACGGUGCACUGCUGUUGUAUCUCCCUCCCUUGUUUCCUUUUCAUUUAGAAUUCCUUAUGAAAGAACUCUCUUUCUUUCAAAAAAAAAAAAAAUGAAUGGAGGAUGUUGCACUUUGUAAAUUACAUCAUUAGCUUUUUCACUGUUACACUAGAAUGAAAGAGCAGAACCCAUCAUUGGUUACAGUCCUCAGCACCUUAAUACUGCAGGUAUUAUUAUCAGAGAAAGCUAUAUACCACCUAAAUAAUAUAGUCAGAGAAAAAGCAACAAGUAAUUUGUGAAAGGGUGAGUGGGAGUUUUUAAAAGAUAUUGUUGAUUUUACAUUACUUUCAAACAAAAGAUAGGACUACUUUUUUUUCAAAAUACUUCACUUUUCUAAGUGUUGUUGCAACCUGCAUGUCCAGUGAUUAAACUCCAAUUUGGAAUUCCCAUAUCUUUCAAAAAUAGAUAGACCAUUCUUUAUUUGGAUGAUUCUUCUUUCCUGAAAUAUGUCAAGGAAAGAAAGAAACACAUCUACCUUUCCUUAGAAGAAUCUGAUUUCAGUAAAUAAAAGCUUUCAUUUACUAUUUGCCAUAAUGCUACACUAUCAUAUUGCAUGUUCCUUUCCCCCUCAAAUUUGAGUGCAUUUUGAUUAAGAAGUCAAUAUAAGUAUUUUAGGAUUGAAAGAUUUAAAGGUAGUGGUGUGUGAAACAUUUUAAAUUCAGAACAUCCCAUUUUGAGCUUGAAACAAUUUUACAUUCAAAAUGAAGUAUUUAUAACAUUUUGGAAAUGUUUUGAGAUGGAGUGCUGUUGGAUCCGCUUUGCUUUAAUGUGCUCUGGACAUUACAUCAUGUUUCCAGUGAUUGCUGAUUGGUGCCAAAGGGACAUCCACCUGGAAAUAGAUUUUCCCCCCUAAGAGAAUAAAUAUAGGAUUGAGUUGUAGUAGUAUUAAUUAAAGUAAUUGUGAAAGCAGUAGAGUAAGUAAGCUUCCUGACAAUAUUACAUUGAACUGAAAGAAACUCUGAGCACUUAAUGUAUUUAUUACAAAACUAGCUAUUUAUUGUGGAAGACAGCUGAUUGGUACACUUUCACUAGUGCAGAAUCUUAAUAUUUCUGCCGUUUUUACUGCUCUGUUAUUUAAAGCAUAAAGCAGUUUUGAAAGAAUUCCAUUAUUUAUUAUGGAAUUCUAUUAUUAAUGAAACUUGUAUUCCAUAUGUUUUCUGAGGACAUGUUUUGCCCUUUCACCAGCUGUAACUGAGCAUGAUUUUUGUACACUAUGGAUAGCUAGCCAUUGAUGUUUUGUUCUGUUUAGCUGACAUACACAUUUUUGCAUGGAAGGUGAAUCCCUCAUUAAAAUAUACUUACCUUUACAUAAUGAGGGGCAUGCAUUUCAGAUUGCCCCUCUUCCUGGCCCUCUUUCCAUCUAUUGCUCUUCCAUUUUAAGAGUUUUUCUACCCCCUCACCUUUUGACCUCCAUAUCCAUUCAUGCACCAGACCUAAUUUCAGCAAUUCAUUUCUGUGGUGUGCAGCAAAUGACCCCGACUUUCCUUUUCCUGAAUUUCAGCCCAUUUACUAAAAGAAUGUAAUGAAAUCUGCGAUAAGUGGUUGCAUUAGACCGCCAGUCCAAGGUGGGAUGGUGUGUAUGCAUUGUGUAGUUUCUUGCUUCUGUCUGCAACAAUCAGAAGCAAAACAAUGUACAUUUAGCAGUUUGUGUAAGUAUUUGGGAUUAUGUUUUCCUAAAAAUUACUUAGGAAUAUGUCAGCCUCAAGAAAUACUCAAAAUCACAGGACACAUGUGCAUGGAAAACAUGAAAAACUAUUCUGGAAAAUAAAAGGAUAAAGAUUGCAAAUGGGCAACAAGACAGCCAUAUCCCUGAGAGAAAGAAAAGCAAGGGUCAUUCAAAUUUACCUUUUUCUUUUUAUAUAUUCAUUAGCAAGGCAUUUUGAACUCAGAAGUUUAAUAAAAGUCCUGUCCUACUCAUGGCCUGACGCAUGAACCCCACCCUCCUUUGAGUAUGCCUGAAGACAAAAGCAUUAUUCACGUUUUUGCAAAUCAAGCUGCUUUACACGACAUACGUACAUUAUUGUGUUUUUUUCAUUUGUUGUUACUCUGCUUCUGAUUAUUGUAAGGAAACAUAAAAAGCUUCACAAUAUGCAUGCAUACCUACCUACCUACCUUCCUCUGACCGGCAGUCUAAUCCUACCACUCCUGCCAGCUUUUAUUACCUGUUAUCCAUAAACUGUAAAACUAAACUUCACAGCAGUAAAGGCUAAAAGCGUUUAAGCGUCCUCUUAAACUUCAGAGGAAUGUGAACCCUGGGGCUGCUGCCACAUAGCGAUUGUUUUCUUCUAUGAAAUUCCUCCAUGCUUACAGCUUGAAUCCGCUCUCGUUGCUGCGAGGGAGAUUUCUGCUUACCAUCUGAGCUUAUAAAUCGUCACUCCUCCUGGCAGCCUUUGUAACUGAACAAGAGUUGUUGGUUGUCUACUCCUGGCUGCUGAUACCCCAGAAGGGAGCAAUAUUUUAUUUGUAUAGUCAAGCAUGCUGGAGAAAUAAAAAAAGGAGCUAGUAAAUCCUUUUAAAAUGUAUUUCCCAAGCUAACUGAACUUUCCAUAGACGCAAUGAAAACAAUGUAUUUUAGGAUACCAGAGAUAUGUCCUGAACUGUCUGCCAUUGACAAUAGGGAUGUUAAUGUUUUGAGAAGGAAGAGCAUUAGUAGGCUGCUUGUACUCACAGUCUCAGAGCUUAACAGGCCACAGAAUAAAUCUAGCUUCUAGCAUUCUCAUAUUCUGGGGACCAGCACUGCCAUUACUGGAGCAGUAAAUAAAAUAGUCUAUUUAUUUAUAAUGAUGAAAUGACUAUGCUCUCAGUUAUUUCCUUCCCCAUUUAUGAGAUUAUCUAGAAACUGUCUUAACUGUAUAGUAAAUGGAAGUUAUUUAUCUAUGAAUGUGUGUACAGAAGGAAGAGCAGCAGUAUCCAAAUUGAUCAGAUUAGAAGAAAAGACUACAUUUUCACUUGCCAACAAUUAAAGUACAAAUUAACUGUGGGGAUUCGGGAGGGUGGUGGGAGUUCAUAAACUGUGAUUUUUCCAUUUUCAUAUAAGGGGCAGUUUUUAAAAAUGUAUUCUAAUUAUGGGGGGUUGGUUCUCUUUUUUACACAUUAAAUCACACUAUUUCACUGCAGAUAUGAAGGAGCUUUGUAAAAUUUUUUAAGACAAUUGUAUAGAAUAGUUCAUUCUUUUUAAAAAUAGGAACAGAAUAAACAAUUAGUAAAUCUUUAUAGUUUAUGUAGCUGUUAUUUUGGACUUUUGUAGUUAAAGGAAAAUUAGAUGUAGCAUUUAGAUAUGUGUUCAAUCUUGUAUUGCAUUUUUCAAUAAAUUUUCAGGUAAAAAUUA